AUGAACUCCAUCAGAGCUUGCGUGCGAUCAAUUGGACAGUUCCGACGGCUCCCAUACCCCCUCACAAACCCAGCCCUCUCCGCACACCCCAACCCCUUCGCUCUAACCGUUCAGCCGACUUCUCUCCGUCGCACCAUGGCUUCCGCAAUGGCAAAGCGCCUUGAGGGCAAAACUAUUGUCGUGACUGGUGCUUCAUCCGGUAUUGGCAAGAGCACUGCCAAGGAGUUCGCCCGCACUUCGCCCAAGAACCUGAAGCUGAUCAUUACCGCGCGUCGCAUUGAUGCAUUGAAGGAGGUCGCGGCAGAGAUCAAGCAGGAGGUCGGCGAUGGCGUUCAGGUUCUUCCCGUGAAACUGGAUGUCAGCAACCCAGAGGAAGUCGCGAACUUCGUUUCCUCCUUGCCAGAGGAGUUCAGGGAGAUUGAUGUCUUGGUUAACAACGCUGGUUUGGUCAAGGGAGUCGCUCAAGCACCUGCGAUCGCUGCCGAGGAUCUGAAGAUUAUGUUCGACACCAACGUCACUGGUCUUAUUAACAUGACCCAGGCUAUCCUGCCCAUCUUCAAGAAGCGCUCCGAUGGUGGCCGUGGUGACAUUAUUAAUAUUGGCAGUAUUGCUGGCCGCGAGCCUUACGCUGGUGGUAGCAUUUACUGUGCCACCAAGGCUGCUGUUCGCUCUUUCACGGAUGCGCUGCGAAAGGAGCUGGUCGCUAGCCGAAUCCGCAUUAUUGAAAUUGACCCUGGUCAAGUCGAGACGGAAUUCUCUGUUGUGCGAUUCUAUGGAGACAAGUCGAAGGCCGAUGCCGUUUACAAGGGUGUCGAGCCAUUGACUGGUGACGACAUCGCCGAGGUUAUCGUCUUUGCGGCCGGUCGUCGUGAGAAUGUUGUUAUCGCGGAUACCCUGGUCUUCCCCAGCCACCAAGCCUCGGCUGGUGUCAUGCACCGCAAGUCUUGA
Messenger RNA from Penicillium paradoxum, 948 nucleotides. Its product is annotated as SDR family oxidoreductase. Gene Ontology annotation, molecular function: oxidoreductase activity. The record is from RefSeq and is a predicted model, not a curated record. Gene Ontology annotation, cellular component: cytosol. The transcript has 5 exons. Lineage: Eukaryota; Fungi; Ascomycota; Eurotiomycetes; Eurotiales; Aspergillaceae. The coding region runs from base 1 to 948 and encodes 315 amino acids.